UUGAAUGAGGGGGUAUAGUGGUGAUGCUGCAGGGCAUUGCUUUAUGCUGACUCUGACCUGUGAGAAUGGCAGGGAGUGAUGUGGCCCUAUGACUAGGCCACAAAGAGAAGGAAGGAGAAGGAGAGAGGAACAGCAUCAACAACGUGCAUCCCAAGAGAGCAUUGAUUUGGAAAUGGACUAAAAUACUACUGGAUUAAAGACUCAUCUGUUCAAGUCCAAGUGUAGUCAUGCAGGAGAACCCAGGCUCUAUAGGUGUGGAUGGAGGAUACACCAGCAAUGUACCUGCUUUCCUUACUAAACUCUGGACUCUUGUGGAGGACCCAGAGACCAAUCAUCUGAUUUGCUGGAGUACUCCGGGCACCAGCUUCCAUGUUUUUGACCAGGGCAGAUUUGCCAAAGAGGUUCUGCCGAAAUACUUCAAACACAAUAACAUGGCAAGCUUUGUACGCCAGCUCAACAUGUACGGCUUCAGGAAGGUGGUGAAUAUUGAGCAGAGUGGACUGGUGAAGCCCGAGCGAGAUGACACCGAGUUCCAGCACCUCUAUUUCCUCCAGGGUCACGAGCAUCUGCUUGAGCACAUUAAGCGCAAGGUGUCAAUAGUGAAGAGCGAGGAGACCAAAGUUCGGCAGGAGGACUUGAGUAAGCUUAUGAAUUACAUGCAGAAUGAUGUUCUCUGGAGAGAGGUGGUGUCAUUGAGGCAGAAUCACACACAGCAGCAGAAAGUCACGAAUAAACUGAUUCAGUUCCUGUUUAGCCAGAUGCAGUCCAACACUCCCAGCACUGUGGGAAUGAAGAGAAAGCUUCCUCUCAUGCUGGAUGACGGCUGCUCCAUCCCUCCUGCCUCAAAAUUCAGCCAUAGCCACUCCACGGAGUCCUUGCAAGAAUCUUUCUAUAUCCAGUCGCCAUCCACAGAAAGUGCAUCCUGCUCCACUAGCAAUGUGAUGACUAGAGGGCCAAUAAUCUCUGAUGUCACUGAAAUCUCACAGUCCAGCACCAUGGCUUUACAAAUGCAGGCAGAGGAAUCUAGAGAAAAAUGUCUGAUGCUGAUUAAGGAGGAGCCGGUGAGUCCUGGGGUGCAGGGACGAGGAGAGGGUGUACCACUUGGCUCCUGUGAGGUGUGCGCUGAACCCCCCGUCCUCCCUGUUGCCAUGGUACAGUCCGUCCUAGAGGGCCGAGGAUCUAAUCUGGGAGAGAGAAGGGCCAAAAGACCAAUCCUGGAGAGACCAGAGAUUCCUGACAGUGUGGAGAAUGUUGACAUGAGCCUGGAGGAUUUACAGCUGCUUCUGAGGAGUCACCAGCAGAGCAUGGAAACCAGUGCUGCAGCAAUGGAUCCCUUUACAUUUAGUCUGUCUUUGAACGAGUGGAACUUUACAGAAAUGGACCCAAACCUGAAAUCAGAGCUGGCUAAUGCCCUCAUCCCUGCUGCUGUGUCCCAGUACAUGUUUCAGGGUCAGGAGGGGGAGACGUACCCCACCGCUGGCUAUGAGGAGCAGUGAAGCCCUGACAUGACAGCCAGCACAGAUCCCUCCUGAGAGUGAGCAGAGUGAUCCAUUUGAAAGCAUGCCACUUGGAUCGUACAUUGUCUCAACAUCGGAAGAGAAGGCUCAAAUUUAUCUGACAACGUGGAGGUGAUAUACAGUAUAAAUUCAACAUGCUGACCAUCCCUUUGUGAAGAUUCACUUAGUUGAUCAUUGGUGGAAGGUGCAUAUUUACACAAACAUUUGGAGCAAUUCAACUCUUUGGGGAUGGAAUAUUUACAAAAAUCCUUUCUCAAAACCUAUAAGGAGUUCAGGCUACAUCAAGAUCAUUUUGAAGAUAUUUUUCUCAUGAUAUAACACAUCCUAAGGAAACUUCUAUUGCCAAGGAAAAGGCAAUAUUAAGCAUUUUCCUUCCCAACAACUACAAUGCAGGUGAACGGUAUGCAAUAUGACAUAAAUUAUUGUGGCCCCAGUUUGAAUGCACUUUAGUCUGUGUGUUGGAGUUUCUGCUUUGUGGAGUUUUGAUUUCAUUUUCUCUAAAAUGUAACUGUAAAAAAAUAUAUAUACAUAUAUAUAUUUAGUUCAAUUUAUAUUAUAACAAAGUGCACACUUGUAUUUCAAUAUAUUUGAAGACAUAUAAAAAGUGCUGGUUUAAUCAUAUUAUGUAUGUAUUCAUGUGAGAGGUCUAGGGGUUAAAAUGAGACCUUGCAGAAAGAAAUCUGAAACGAUGCACUGCUUUUUGUACAAUUUAGUGUCUUUUUUCAAUAAUAUUCUAGUAUCUGAAAUAUAUUAUUAAGACAUCAAGUAUCUUUGUUUCAAUUUAUCCUUUAGUUGAUUGACUAGCUUUUUAGAAUUUACAGCUGUCUUUGAUACUCUUAGGAUAUACUGUAUGAGAUUUGCCCUCAUUUGAUACAAAUGUAUUAACCACACUGGUUAGAUGCAAACCAAGGUAGAAACACCAAUUCUUAAUGCCUUUGGAGAUGAGCACUAUAAUUAUGUAAUAUGUAUAUUUUAAUUAUUAUUUAUAUUCUAAAUUGACAUUUUCAGUUGACUGUUUAUAUGCCCAUCAACCAAAUAAGAUCUAAGAAUGAUAGUGCCUUAGGUUUAGGUAAGAAUGUGUUUAUUUUCCCUGCCAAAGCUUAUAUAAUGAAGGCAAAUCACAACAAAAAACACUACAUACAAUAACAUUUCAGAGGCCAUAAUGCACUUUUUUAUUACAGGGCAGCCGUAGCAAUGCAGAAUACCCCAGAUCUCUUACAAAUGUGUUGAAUUUUAAGUGCAAUACUGCUGCAUUUAUUUAUAUGAUUUCCCUAAAAAGGAAUUUUGCUGCAUUGAAUUGUAUGAUUUCUCAAGGAUGCAACAUCUAAUGAUGAUUUAGAUGGGAACUAUGAUGGAAUAAAAUAAAUUGCACUAAGGGUGAUAACUGUAUUAGAAAUAGUGUUUAUUCAGUGUUUGUUUAUACUCUUAUUUUUUUCCACUAUUCCCUACUAAAGAGAAAUAUUUAAAUGGUUUAUUUUGAGAAGGGUGCUUUUUCACAGAGGUUGCGAGUCUUUCAUUGUAUACUUAUUUCUCUUUCAUAAUGUAAUUAAUUGCACUGCUAAAAAAUGAAUGUAGAUUAACAAAGCAAGACACAAAAGCAAGCAAGAAAGGAAAGGAAAUGUUUCAUAUUACUUCUGGAUGUAGUCUGUUCCUGACUCCCACCAGCAUAUAAUGUUCAAAUGUGUAUGCACACACUCACACAGACACACACAAAAAAAAAUUGUAAAACAAUAAACUUAUUUUAAAAGCAUGCAGCAAAUCUCAUUUUAAUUCUUACAGUUACUGAAUGAGGAGAUUAUAUCAAACCGUUCCAUAUGUACUGAAAUAUUUGUCUAUCUGUUGUAGUCAUAUUGUGGAGUAUAGCAUUUUAAAAGAGUGAUGAAGUUAUUAGAAACAGAUUUUAUUCUGUUGGUUUUACUAUUCUUUAACACAGAUAAAUGGUUUAACUAAAUGG
Messenger RNA from Cyprinus carpio (common carp), 3471 nucleotides. RefSeq names its product heat shock factor protein 1-like. Bases 228 to 1496 code for a protein of 422 amino acids. Gene Ontology annotation, biological process: regulation of DNA-templated transcription. The record is from RefSeq and is a predicted model, not a curated record. Lineage: Eukaryota; Metazoa; Chordata; Actinopteri; Cypriniformes; Cyprinidae. Gene Ontology annotation, molecular function: sequence-specific DNA binding; DNA-binding transcription factor activity. The transcript is spliced from 13 exons.